This is a messenger RNA of Hemisphaericaspora subhashii, 288 nucleotides long. RefSeq names its product cytidine deaminase. NCBI's taxonomy places the organism in Eukaryota, Fungi, Ascomycota, Pichiomycetes, Serinales, Debaryomycetaceae. Gene Ontology annotation, molecular function: cytidine deaminase activity; zinc ion binding. Gene Ontology annotation, cellular component: cytosol. The transcript is spliced from 2 exons. The record is from RefSeq and is a predicted model, not a curated record. Bases 1 to 288 code for a protein of 95 amino acids.
AUGAAGAUUCAUAAAGAUCAUAAAGACUUCUCAGAUGAAGAGUUUGAAAAUCUUAAACAAGCAGUUAUAAAAGAAGGACAUACUUCAUUCAAAGCUAUUGCUAUAUCAAGUGAUCAACUUGAUACUAUCAUCAGUCCAUGUGGUAUAUGUAGACAAUUCAUUCGAGAGUUUACUCAAGAUAUUCCAAUUUAUAUGUUUGGCAAUGAUAAUGAUGACAAAUUUAUUAAAGUUUAUUUACUGGAUUUAUUACCAUUAAGUUUUGGACCUGAAAAUCUUCUUCAUAGUUAG